Dichomitus squalens LYAD-421 SS1 is the source of this 747-nucleotide messenger RNA. RefSeq names its product DDE-domain-containing protein. Gene Ontology annotation, cellular component: nucleus. Gene Ontology annotation, molecular function: DNA binding. NCBI's taxonomy places the organism in Eukaryota, Fungi, Basidiomycota, Agaricomycetes, Polyporales, Polyporaceae. The transcript is spliced from 2 exons. The annotation marks the transcript as partial. The record is from RefSeq and is a predicted model, not a curated record.
AACAGGAAAUGGGUAUACCGGUUUCUCCAAAGACAUCCAGGGCUCAAGCUAGGGCGACCCUCCGGCUUAGACCCGAAGCGCGCACAAGCCUUCAACCGACCAGUUGUCAAGGACCACUUCAGGCAACUCGAGAACCUCAUCAAAUCCUUCAACAUCCCUUGGAGUCAUGUCUACAACAUGGAUGAGAAGGGGAUUCAGAGGGGUGGUGGGCGUCGUCUGCAGAACAUCAAAUACUUUGUACCGCGUGGCCGUCGUACGAGCUAUAAGCUGCGCAGCGCAAGCCUUGAGCUUGUCACAAUUAUCGAGUGUGUCUGUGCGGAUGGCAGCAACAUCAUGCCUGGGUUCAUCUUCUCAGGCAAGGAGUUCAUGCGGGACUGGUUCCAGAAUGUUGAUUGUAAUGUCACGAUUGCUCAUUCGCCAAAUGGCUGGACAGACGACUUUCUUUGCCUCGAGUGGUUUCGGAAGUGCUUUAUUCCGCAAGCAACUGCUCGCCGCGAAACCGAUGCACCCAUCCUCCUCAUUCUUGAUGGUCAUGGAUCACAUGUCACCUCCGAGAUGCGUCAUCUCGCUAUGGACCAUAACAUUCACUUAUUCUGCCUCCCACCUCACACAACCCAUCGCCUCCAACCUCUCGACGUUGGUGUCUUUGGCCCGCUUCAGCAAGCCUGGACAAAACGUUGCAAUGAGUACUACGUCACCUCCCGCGGUCGAGAAAUGGACCGUGGCGAGCUCAUCCGCGAGUAUCUC